Vitrella brassicaformis is the source of this 3071-nucleotide messenger RNA. The record is from the annotation of a GenBank genome assembly. NCBI's taxonomy places the organism in Eukaryota, Vitrellaceae.
GACAGAGUGAAUGCGGGAGGCUGGAGAUGUUUCCCGUGCACCAUCUGAGGGCCAUGGUCCGCCUCCUGACCCUCCACAUCGUUCUCGCCAUCUCAAUGUGGACCGCCACAGCCUUCGACUCUCCCCGGCGCCUGAUGGUCGUCUACAGAGAAACCGCGAGCCCUCCGCCCUUCUCACGACGCCGGUUGGCCGACGGCACCCCCCUCUCGUCUUUCAGCCGCGUCCACCCAGACCACAGAAGGCGAGUGCUCUCACGCAUGUCCUCCCACAUGCCUCACCACAGCAACCACUCGACAUUCCUCCCGCUGCUCGGCGUUGAGAUCUUUGAAGCAGCUGCUGCUGAGGAUGACUUGUCGACCGGCGGUCUGUCUGAGGUGUUGGCGGCGUUGCGUGGCGAGGAUGGUGUGGAGGAUGUGAUGGAGGACAGCCCUGUUGAUUUUGAGGCGAGCGGUUGGGAGGUCGACUUUAUGCCAUCCGAAAAGGGAUGGGACCCCGACCUGCCCAAACAAUGGGGCUUCGACAGCACAUUCGCACAGCAGAUUGGGUCCAUCGGAGAGGGACCACCGGAUGCUGCAGAGGAGCGUCAUCACCACGCUGGGAGGGGGAGGGGUGACAAAGCCGCAGAUCAAGGACCCAAUAAGGCGGCCGACAAAGCUGUGGAUGUGGACAUUGAUGCGGUGGAGGCGCUUGCCGAGUGGGAGCCGAAGGAGAAGGACGUGGUGAUAGCGCUGAUCGACAGUGGGGUGGACGUGACGCACCCUGACCUGAAGGGGCAGCUGUGGGUGAAUGGCGGUGAGGUGCCGGACAACGGGAUCGACGACGACGGCAACGGCUACAUCGAUGACAUACACGGAUGGGACUUCAAGUAAGCAAAAGUGGACAGGAAGGAGACCAUGCGACAAACCAGCUGGACCGAUGUUGAUUGGUCUAUCGCAGGGAUGAGGUGCAGGGCCAUGCGCCACAAGACACCUUCGGCCACGGCAGCCACGUGGCCGGCAUUAUCGCAGGUGUGUCAGUGAGUUCAUCACGCAUCCUUGCACGCUACGAUCUGUUCCUUCCAGGUCGGCAUCGCAAUGACGUGGGCGUCGCUGGCGUCUGCCCAACCUGCAAAAUCCUCGCACUGCGAAUCCUUGACAAAAAGUACACUUCAUACAGACAGACAGGCAAACCUUUUGCUUUGCUUUGCCAUUCCUCCCGCUUCCACGUGUGUCCGUCGUCUCCUCCCCCUCUGUGCAGAGGUCGCGGGUACUGGAGUGACGCCAUCCGUGCGCUGGAGAUGGCCAUCGCGGCCGGCGUGCAGAUCACCUGCCACGCAUUCGGCGCCCCAGACUACAGUCCGACCUUUGAAGUGGUCGCCAGGCGGUAGGCAGACAAACAGAAAAGACAUUCUGCAUGGACUCCAUGCUGACGAUUCGUUCGUUCAGGGCGGGCGAGAGGGGCAUGCUGAUCAUUGCUGCCGCGGGCAACAGCGGCAAGCACGUGGACGAGAAGCCGCAGUACCCUGCCGCCAUGCCUCUGGCCAACAUGCUGAGCGUCACCUCCAUCUCUCAAGACGGGUCGGUCAGCUGGUUCAGCAACACACAUCCGAAGCGCGUCCACAUGGCCGCACCGGGGGACAAAAUAUGGAGCUUGGGUAAGUGACUGCACUGUCAGUGCGACAGACAAACAUGGCAAUCUGUCCACUGGUUCGUUCCCCGUUUCUCAGAUAAGGAUGGCGGCUACCGAUUCCGCACCGGCACGAGCCAGUCGACUGCCUUUGUCGCGGGGAUUGCUGGUCUUUUGUUGGCCGAAGACCCCUCCCAGUCAUGGGAGCAGCUCAAGGACAGGCUGCUGCGGGGCGUCAAGCCACUGGACAACUUGAAGGACAUCACCAGCACGGGUGGCCUGGCCAGUGCACUGCUCGCGCUGAGGACCGAGAAACGACCUCUCGAGGAGAUAUGUGAGUGAGCUUCAAGGCGGGCACGAAAAGGUCGUCUCGACAUGUGGUAUGCAUGCCUCAUGUGUGUGUCAGAUGGGGAGUGUCAGUUCCACGACCCCUGCGCGACGGACGCCACGUGCCAUGAUGCCAAGCAUGAGAGCAAAGACAAUGGGAAGGACCCCAAGAAAGGCGGCGAGAUGCCCAAGCUGAUGGCUGCAGAGGUCCUUGAGGUGGACAGGAAGGCGCUCAACGCCUCCCAGCCAACAUGCACCUGUCCUGAGGGCCUCGAUCACAACCACGCUAGUCUCAAAUGCACCGGUAAGGCAACGCAACGCACUGAUGGGAUGUAAUACGGCACUGAUGCGGUCACCCACAUGUCUUCCUCCCCUGUGGCGUGCACAGAUCGAGAUGAGUGCAGUCUGGGUGAGGAGAUGCAUGGCUGCAGCCAGGCCUGCGUCAACACGGAGGGCUCCUUCCACUGCGCAUGCUGGCCCGGCUUUGCCCUCAAUGACGACCGGCGCACGUGCUCGGCCGCCAAGGACAAGGAGGAGGCCGAUGUCUCAUCCCCGCCCUCUUCCCCCAAGAGGCCCGAGGGCUUCCUCGAGCAGCGGCAGCAGUCGCGGCUAUCGCGCCCGUCUCUCUUUUCGUCCAUCCCCUUCCUCCAGAUCCCCGAGAAUCUGUUUGGCUUUGGAGGCUUCGGCAACAGGAAACCUGACAUGGCCACAGGGAGGAAUCUUGCGGCUGAUGACCCUUGGGAGGGCCCUGGCAGUAAUGCGACGGAUGUCCAUUAUGUGGCUGAGGAGGGGAUCGGUCGGUUGCUCUCGCCUGUGGUUGUGCCGACGCCUCUGUUGGAAUCCCCUUUAUGGGGCGAUGGUGAUGGUGAUGAGCAGGGGGGUCUGCUGGAUAUGGCGUUGGAUCGAGUGGCCGUGAGGGAUGCGCUGCAUGCGUACGUGGGAGGUGACACGGAUGGCGUGACUGACCUCUUGACCUUCUUGAACAGGACCACUCAGAGGACGACCCAUGGCAUGGCUGAUGGAUAAAUGAUAUGGUGUGCAGUGCAUGCGACUGAAUGAGUGGGUUUUGCGUGGAGUGGAUGGAUGGAUGGCCUGACAGUGUGUAUCUAUCUAUCUAACCAUACCAUGCCGCGUGUAAA